ACAGUUAGCCUAGCAAAAGACUACAUCUACCCUCCUUCACAAACAGUUGGCAAUAAAACGCAUAGCUCGGUGCAACUUAUCACAAGAAUAUAUAUAUCAAGUCAGGUCAUUUUUGGGUGUAAUCCGAUUUCGCAUCAGUCAGUUUGCCAGUUGGUUUUGCUUUGCGGAGAGAACGAAAGAGAGAGACGUUCCAUUGGUGGAGAGAUAGUGUGUGUAUGUGUGGGGGGGGGGGGGGGGUGAAGAAAUACGUUUGAAUCUUGGUAUAAAUUUACCCCUUAGGUGCAGAGUUCCUGCAGACGGAGUGAGAGAGCGAGAGAGGGUUGAGUUUUGCUACCAGCAUUGGUUGUAUCAUGGCUUAGGUGUGAUGUAAUCAAGAGAGAGAGAGAGAGAGCCAAGCGUUAAACGAUUACUUAUGUAUUCUGCUUUUCCCCACUCCUGAAUUUCCCCCGACCAACCCUCCGACCCCCAUUUAAAAUGUAGGAUUUAAUUAAGAAUCCUCUCCCAGGGAAUCGCUUUGAGUAGAGAGGGUAUGAGAGCGAUGCUAACGUGAAUUUUUUUUUUUUUUUUUGCAGGGAGAGCAGAGUCACAGACAGAGAGAGCAAGACAUUUUUUUUUUAACCUCUAUUCAUAUGAUUCCUGAUGGAAAGGAGCUGGGUUGAGCAGGGUUGCUAUGGUGACGGGAGUCUGGAGAAAGGAGGCUUGAGAAAGUGGAAAUAAGGGAGAGAGAGAGAGAGACGGGGGUGGGGGGGGGACGAGAGCGCGUGCAGGAAAGAGCGAAAGGCUUUUGUGUGUGUGUGUGAUUUUUCUCUUUAUUUGCGGAGGAAACUGGGAAGAUCAGAGAGUUAAAGGGGGUAGAGGGGGGGGUGAUGACUGAGAGAAUGGCAGCCUUAGUCGGACUCUAUGAUACCAGCUCUCUCCUGCAGUUCUGUACUGAGGAGAGCGUGUCACUGACCAGCAGCCCCGAUGGAGAUGUUGACGACCGAAUCUCUUAUCUGGAGCAGCGGCUGCACCUGCAGGAGGACGAGAUCCAGGUGCUGAGGGCCGCCCUGGCCGAUGUGGUCAGGCGUCUGACUGUCACCGAGGAGCAGUGUGCCGCCCUCGGCAAGAAAACUCCCACCAGAGCUUCGCACUGUGUGUCGUCCCUGCCAGGCCGCCUCGCCAUCUGUAAUGGACUCUCCGCAUCCACCCGGAGAAAUGCCGGACAUUCCCACCUGACCAGGAGAGAGACCUCAACCGGGAGAGGCAAACACAAGGAGGCGGUGUUCAGUGCAGAUGAUGGUUAUGUACGGAUGUUUCUGCGGGGACGACCGGUCACCAUGUUCUUGCCGCAGGAGGUGACUGACUCUUACCAGCUGCACAGCCCAGCUACCCUGCCACCCCACAAGCUGAAGAUGGACUGGGUCUAUGGGUACCGGGGGAGGGAUUGUCGCUCUAACCUGUACCUGUUGCCGACCGGAGAGAUCGUGUACUUUGUGGCCUCAGUGGUUGUUCUCUACAACAUGGAGGAGCAGCUCCAGAGACACUAUGUGGGGCACAGCGACGACGUCAAGUGUCUGGCAGUGCAUCCUGAUCGUGUCACCAUAGCAACGGGACAAGUAGCGGGAAACGGGAGAGACGGAAAGCCGCUGGCCCCUCACGCCCGGGUCUGGGACUCCGUCAGCCUCAACACUCUGCACAUCAUCGGGGGCUUCGACCGGGCGGUCACUUGCCUCAGCUUCUCCCAGAGCAAUGGAGGAGGGUAUCUUUGUGCUGUGGACGACUCCAAUGAACACAUGUUGUCUGUGUGGGAUUGGCCACGAGAGAGCCGGGUGUCGGAGGUCAAGUGCUCUAAUGAGCCUGUGUUGGCGGCGAGUUUCCACCCGACGGAGGCGAACCUGAUCGUCACCUGCGGGAAAUCCCACAUCCUGUUCUGGACCCUGGAGGGCAGUGUUCUGACCAAGAAACAGGGCAUCUUCGAGAAACAGGAGAAACCCAAGUACGUUCUGUCGGUGACUUUCUCACAGAAUGGAGACGUGAUCUCGGGAGAUUCCAGUGGAAACCUCAUUAUCUGGGGAAAAGGGACUAACAGGAUCCGCAGUGUGGUUGCGGGAGCUCACGAAGGGGGGAUUUUCAGUGUGUGUAUGCGGAACGAUGGGACCCUUUUGUCGGGCGGAGGGAAAGAUCGGAAACUCAUCCUGUGGGAUCAACAAUACCGUAAACUGCAGGAGAGCGAGGUGCCGGAGGCCUUUGGGCCGGUGAGGACGAUUGCGGAGGGGAAGGGGGCUGAGCUGUUCGUGGGGACCACCCGCAACUGUAUCCUCCAGGGCUCCCUGGCCAAUGGGUACAACCCCAUUGUACAGGGUCACACUGACGAGCUGUGGGGUUUGGCUGCUCACCCCAGUACUGGGCUGUUUGCCACGUGCGGCCAUGAUCGUCUGCUUCACCUGUGGGAUUCCAGCUCCCACCAACCUGUGUGGAGUCAGACUCUGGACGAUCCGGCCCAGGCGGUGGGAUUCCAUCCCAGUGGAUCUGUCAUCGCGGUGGGGCUACAGACAGCCAAGUGGCUGGUGCUGGACGUGGAGACGCAGGAGGUGGUGACGUGUCGCAGCGACGGCAAUGAGAAAUUUUCGGUCAUGGCUUACUCCCCCGAUGGGAAUUUCUUGGCGAUCGGUUCCCACGACAACUAUGUGUAUGUUUACGGUGUGUCUGACGGCGGCAGGAAGUACAGUCGGAUCGGGAGGUGCUCAGGCCACUCGAGCUUCGUCACUCACCUGGACUGGUCGCACGACAGUCACUAUUUCGUCACCAACUCGGGCGACUACGAGAUUCUCCACUGGACCCCGAGCUGUAAGCAGGUGACCAGCGCAGACCAGGUGCGCAGUGUGCAAUGGGUCUCCUCCACCUGUGCACUGGGCUUCCAGGUGUUUGGGGUGUGGCCGGAGGGAGCAGACGGCACGGAUAUCAACGCUAUUUGCCGGUCAGCUGAUGACCAGCUGUUAGCCACGGCCGACGAUUUUGGCAAAGUCAACCUGUUCUCGUUCCCCUGCUCCCACCCUCGGGCUCCCAGUCACAGUUAUGGUGGACACAGCAGUCAUGUCACCAACGUGACUUUUCUCCACGGCGAUGCCCAGCUGGUCUCCAUCGGCGGCAAAGACACCAGUGUCAUCCAGUGGGGGGUCGUUUAGGGGCUUUGCCCCCUCCCGCGCUCCCUCCCCCCCCACCACGUCCUCCAACAUGAGGCUGAGAGAGCGCGGGUGGGAGGGGGGAGAUGGGUGAUUCCGUGAUUCCGUCUCCCUUGGUUUAUUUCAGUGGAUGAAAUCCCUCUCUUUUGGGGGGGGG
Molecule: messenger RNA, 3318 nt
Organism: Callorhinchus milii (elephant shark)
Lineage: Eukaryota; Metazoa; Chordata; Chondrichthyes; Chimaeriformes; Callorhinchidae
Product: echinoderm microtubule-associated protein-like 1
Exons: 21
Coding region: 867-3164 (765 amino acids)
Biological process (GO): microtubule cytoskeleton organization
Cellular component (GO): mitotic spindle
Molecular function (GO): microtubule binding
Source: RefSeq, a predicted model, not a curated record